AUGGCUCAAGCUGUGUCUAAAACAUGUGAAAUGUGCAUGAGUGCCGCUGGAUCACAAUAUUGUUUAGACUGUGAGGAAUAUCAUUGUGCAAACUGUAAGUUGCUACAUUAUAGGCAGAAAUUAUCGAGAACCCAUCAGUUUCAGAAAGCCUCUGACCUGAUCCCAGAGGGUACAUCUAAAUGUAAUGAACACAAAGAAGAAUUAACCUUGAUGUGUAUUACAUGUGGUGUACUAGUAUGUACUAGUUGUGUUACCGGAAAACACAAUGGUCAUACAUUUUCUAAAUUUUCAGAAGUAAUUGCUCAAUUACGAGGGGAAAACGAUACACGAAUAAAUAGCAGGAGAAGGGAAGCAAACCAACAUAAGAAAAAUAUUGAGCAGAGCUUGAUAUGGUUUGACAAUGCCGUUGAGUCUGUUAUAAUGACCAUCACUGAAGAAAGCACCAUGAUUAAACGUAUGGUUGACAAAUCCAUAGCUGAGAUGAUUGCCUUAGUUAAAGAACAAUCCCAGAAGGAAAAAUACAAGCUUAUACAUAUGAUGUCUGAGGCUGAAUCCGUACUUGAUGCUGGAUUAAAAUUAGACAAGGACAGACAAGAACUAGAUAAGAUGAAACAAGACAGGACAAUGAUACAAAAAAUUAACAAUCUGAAAGAAGAGAUCAACAAACUAAAGAUAGACUAUCUUACUGAGUUUCCGUAUAUAUCUUACAAUAGCAAAUAUGUAAAUGAAGAUGACAUAAGGAAACGGAUAGGCACCUACAAUAUCAGGUAA
This is a messenger RNA of Mytilus trossulus (common blue mussel), 771 nucleotides long. RefSeq names its product E3 ubiquitin-protein ligase TRIM71-like. The transcript has a single exon. Lineage: Eukaryota; Metazoa; Mollusca; Bivalvia; Mytilida; Mytilidae. The record is from RefSeq and is a predicted model, not a curated record. Gene Ontology annotation, molecular function: zinc ion binding. Bases 1 to 771 code for a protein of 256 amino acids.